Molecule: messenger RNA, 5861 nt
Organism: Cyprinus carpio (common carp)
Lineage: Eukaryota; Metazoa; Chordata; Actinopteri; Cypriniformes; Cyprinidae
Gene: kcnb2a
Product: potassium voltage-gated channel subfamily B member 2-like
Exons: 4
Coding region: 1582-4083 (833 amino acids)
Biological process (GO): potassium ion transmembrane transport; protein homooligomerization
Cellular component (GO): voltage-gated potassium channel complex; membrane
Molecular function (GO): protein binding; delayed rectifier potassium channel activity
Source: RefSeq, a predicted model, not a curated record
AAUAAUAUCAUUUUUCAUCAUGCUAAGGUAACUGUAGUGUACCAAUAACAGGUAAAGAAGUAAAAACUGUAGCCUUUAUACAAUAUUUUUGUACACACUUUGAAUUUUAUUUUGACAUGACACUUGAAAUACUUUCUUCACUCUUAGAAUGACCUCUCAAAACUUUGCACUUGACCUUCAUUAGCUGUGAGUGUUUGGUUUGCAGGUCUAAAACCAUAUCCUCUGUAUUUUUAAUGAAUUUGCUGCUAUUAGGAGUUUCAAUAGGUCCACAAGAAGGAGGGGGUAGAAGGAGACAGUCUCUCUGUUGACAUGGGCACUGGUUUGAAUCCCAAAGGAACAACUGUCCCACACAGUUAAAGUUACCCAAAAGAAUGCUGACAGUAAGUAAUGCGUACAAAUGUAUAGUGCAGGGAGGGUGAAGGGAUGAGAAAUUGCAGAGAGAAAGAACAAGGAUCAUAUCCCCAUCCAGUGGGGCAAUUGAAAUGCAGCACUUCCCCCCAUGCUGUCUUAUUAUUACAACUAAUGACCAUAAUAGAGGUCUUGUGUGUAACUCAUUAAAAGUUCUGCAGAGAGGAGGUUGAAUUUGCCAAGUUAUUUGUUUUCGAAAGUUUUAGGUCAGUGUCAAAGUGCCUGCUUUUUUAUGAAUAUUAAAAUAGCAUUGCCAUAGAUAGAUAGGUCCCUAGUGAUCUAAAUCUUCUAAUCUUUUCAAUUAAGUGAUCCCUGAUUAGGUUCUAUAGGACAAUCUUAAAUAUCAUCUUAAAUGCCACUGAUAUCAGGUUCCUUGAUAUGCUCUAUAUUAAGCCUUUUCCAAAUGUGGAUCAUCGUGUUCCAUUGUGUCAUGUCCCCACCUCGUUUGAACUUGCUAUGACAGAGAGCUAGAGAUCUGUGACUCUGACUCCUGUAUGGGACGGAGGGAUCUGAUACUGCUGCUAUCCUUGGUGAUGUACAGCUCAAUCCAAUUAGGCUUCACCUCCGGACUGUGAUGCAGCGCGCGCGGCGAACACUCCUGUUCAGUCGCUGCUCCGCUGAGCGCUGCGUUUGACUGUUUUUACCCGCGCCGCUUUCCACUUUCAACACACUAUCAUGGCUUCGUGGCGAGAAUAAUCAACAGUUUCGAGGUUUUGUCCAACUUCGUCUUUGUGCUUAAUUCGCGCGAGGUGUUUGUGAGAUUUGCUCCACACAGAAUGAAGAGGAACCACUGCCCUUUCAGAAUGGGUACCACUGACGCCUCACUUCCCUGAGCUGAUGGAAGGGGAAAUAAGAGGCUAAUUGGCUUCUUUUUGGUUGUAGAGGUAAAGGAACAAGAGGUGAACAGCGGGAAGCAAAAGUGGUUCGUGAUUAUCUAAUAAGAACCGCUGAAGAGCCUUCGUGUAGAAGAGUGUUUGAUCAGCUGUUCUGAGACAGGUGCACUGGAAAGUACAGCCUCUACCUUCCUGAUUUAAGGAUUAGUCUGUUAUGAACGUUCCUGAACAGCUUGACGUGCAAAGUUUGUGCAACCAUGGAGGGCCUUGUCUGAGGUGGAUUCAUCAUAGUGCUCCUAAUUGACAUCUGAAUUAGCAUAACAUCUGAGUAGUAGCAGUCAUGACUGAGAGGGCAAACUUCGGAGCUCAGAGGGUCUCACGACCACAGGGCUCACUCCCGCCAGAACCUAUCGACAUUAUCCGGACAAAAGCCAGAUCCAGAAGAGUCCGGAUCAAUGUGGGUGGGCUUGUCCAUGAGGUGCUAUGGAGAACCCUGGACCGACUGCCACGAACCCGUCUGGGGAAACUCAGAGACUGCAAUACCCAUGAAACCUUAAUGGAGAUCUGCGAUGACUACAGUCUAAAUGAUAAUGAGUAUUUCUUUGACAGGCACCCAGGUGCCUUUUCCUCCAUUUUAAACUUUUAUCGGACUGGCAAGCUACACAUGAUGGAAGAGAUGUGCGCUCUGUCCUUUGGUCAGGAGCUUGACUACUGGGGCAUCGAUGAGAUCUAUCUGGAGUCGUGUUGCCAGGCACGGUACCAUCAGAAGAAGGAGCAGAUGAAUGAAGAGCUGCGGAGAGAGGCUGAAACUCUCAGGGAGAAGGAAGGAGAUCAAGUGGAAACGGGCUGCUGUCCAGACAAAAGGCAGAAGCUCUGGGAUUUGCUGGAGAAACCGAGCUCUUCUGUAGCAGCCAAGAUUCUGGCCAUAAUAUCAAUUCUGUUCAUCAUCCUUUCAACCAUUGCACUGUCACUGAACACCCUGCCUGAGUUACAAGUGAUUGAUGAAUUUGGACAAUCCAACGACAAUCCCAACCUGGCCCACGUUGAAGCUGUUUGUAUCGCCUGGUUCACUAUGGAGUACCUUCUCCGCUUUUUGUCUUCUCCCAACAAGUGGAAGUUCUUCAAAGGGCCACUCAAUGUCAUUGAUCUGCUGGCUAUCCUUCCUUAUUACGUCACAAUAUUCCUCACAGAAUCGAACAAGAGUGUCCUCCAGUUCCAGAAUGUGCGCAGGGUAGUUCAGAUCUUCCGGAUCAUGAGAAUCCUGAGAAUCCUGAAACUCGCGAGACACUCGACUGGUCUCCAGUCUCUUGGGUUCACGCUGAGAAGAAGCUAUAAUGAACUCGGACUGCUGAUAUUGUUUUUAGCCAUGGGCAUCAUGAUCUUCUCCAGUCUGGUGUUCUUUGCUGAGAAAGAUGAAGAUGCUACGAAAUUCACCAGUAUUCCCGCUUCAUUUUGGUGGGCAACAAUUACUAUGACAACUGUAGGUUAUGGAGAUAUAUAUCCCCAAACCCUUCUGGGAAAAAUAGUGGGGGGUCUCUGUUGCAUCGCUGGGGUGUUAGUGAUUGCUCUUCCCAUUCCCAUUAUUGUGAACAACUUCUCUGAGUUCUACAAAGAACAGAAGCGACAAGAAAAGGCUAUCAAACGAAGAGAAGCUCUUGAGAGGGCCAAGAGGAACGGGAGCAUUGUGUCGAUGAACUUGAAAGAUGCCUUCGCUCGCAAUAUGGAACUAUUGGAUGUCGUGAUAGAAAAGAAUGAGGACAAGGGUGCAGACAAUCAUCUUUCACCCAGUCGCUGGAAUUAUCAGAAGAACCCAAACUCUGACUUGGGUUCCAAAGGCUACGAUGCGAAAUAUCAAGAAAUAGGUCAGCUGGCUUCUCCAGAACGAUUAUUCAAACCUACUUCAAGCCCUCAGCGUCUGAAUGCGAAAUCCCUCGAGCAAAUGUACAACCAGAUGACGGCUGCCUCAUCCAUGAGCAGCAGCGGACCUUCGGCUUCCAAAGCGAGCACUAUUGUAAAAGAAGAAGAGAUGGAGAUGAAGGUAGUGCAGUGCGAACCACGGCACAAAGAGAGACCCAUCACUGAGAUAAGAAGCCUGUCCAGCGUUGACAGUUUCGCCAGCUGUGCCACAGACAUCAGUGAGGUAGAGAAAAGUGCGCUACUGCCAAAUUUCGCCGGAGCACAGACAAGGCAUCCACGCGCUCCUCCACCGCUCGACCUCAGCCAGAUCACCUCCCUGGAGAAACGGGCUCCUGAGAAAUCAAAGCAGCACAUGAUCAUCAAAGAGGGCCUCUACGAGUUUGUUCAAUGCAAGUCAGACAGCAGCACCAUGUCGCAGGGUGAAGAGAACCAAAGCUUUGAUCCGAGCGGUGAAAACAUGAGGAGCCCUCCACAAGGAAACCAAAUCAAAGUCAAGGGACUCAAAGUGAACUUCACCGAAUCUGCAGAUGAGGGGACUUCCAACUUGCACUUAGUCGUGACGGAUGACGCGGCCACACUGACACCAAAGCUACCGGUAUCUGAUCCAUUUCUUCUGCCGGGUUCUCCUAGGCACAGUCCCAGAUCCCCAGGGAAAGGCUUUGAAGGGGACGGAGCCACAAGCUCUCCAGGGUUCAGUCUGUCGUCUUGCGAUAGCCAAAGAGGGAGAAACCACAUCGAUAGAGCCGCCGUUACUCCAACCUCCCCUAAAAGUGCACAAAACUGUGCUUCUGCCACGGUUGGUGCCAUUGCAGCAGAAGACAACAUUCAAAGUGGACAGAAGGUGGACAACCACCUCCUUUCACCUGAUAUUCUCAAGUCUUCAGGGGAGGGAGGUCGCUCACCACCGUGUGAAACUAGCAUGUGAUGCGAUGGGUUGCAUUGACAUGUUCACGUUCACAGAACGAAUGCAUCAAAGUAUGUGGACAAAAAGAGGCAUACUGAUGUAGUGAAGGGGGUUUUCUUUUGUCCUUCUUCGACACUAUCGGACUGCAUAGCCGCAGCGAUUGACUUUAUGAUCCUGAGAGAGAAGGCCUGCUCUCAACAUCAAGAGCUUAGUGAUAUUCAUACAGAUGGAGGACAUUAAAUAACAAAUUAUACUCUUAUUAUUCUAUCAUUAUUUUAUAACAGUACAACCCUCCAUGUGAAUGAUUAGUUAGCUGAAUCAUAUAUAUUUCAAAUCAUAGGCUGAUUCAGACAACUGUGAUAAGAUAACACAAACCGUUCUUUGUAAUUUACAGCCCACUGAGCAGAUGUGCGUACACAUUUUUUAAGACUAACCACUGUAACAUUUUUGUUGGGUUUGUUAAAUAGUUCUGAGCAAAGUGCUACCAGUGUAAAUUGGCAGUCAACAUUUAACUUAAAAUAAUAUUUUUGACCAAAAUAUGCCUUCAUUUGAUAUUAUUCCUCAGUGGUCAUAUAUGAAGCAACACAAAGUUUUCAGUUCUCUCUGCAAAUGUGGAUCAAAUUAUUUUUUUUUUCUUUUAUCGUCCCUUUGAGGAAGUAAUAGAAAAGGAAAAACGUACCAAAAUAUAACACGUCAGUACUAAAUAUUCUGAUAUCUAUAUGAGCAUGUCUGUUUCAGUGAAACACAGGUUCAGGUGUUUCCAUUUGCAUCACUUUAUAGUUGAUCCAUAGUCUACUUAGAAAUCCAUACAUUCUUGAAAUAAAUAGUUUAGCAUGGUUACUGCGGUGGCGAGAAACUAUGGAAAGAUCAUUGUUGUUUUUUAAACUGCCUUCAAUUCAGAAUCAGCCGAGGGAAACCCAUGGCGGCCACAGUAAAUCAACUAUGCCCUCUGCUGGAUGAAGGAAACGGCACUUUAUUUCUACGAGACGUCAGCUUGCCUGGAUGGGAAUAUUGUACAUCAAAGAAUGUCAUUUUAACGUUCCUCUCGAGGUGCAAAACACUUGCCCCGGAAACAAGAAGGUCAUUGGAUGUCAACAGAUCAAUGCAGAACCUUGAGUGUAUGAUUUGUAUAUUAACUGUACAUCCAUUUAGUGUAGAAACACAGGUACACAAGCUGUGAUGUCAAUCGUACUUAAGUGAUUUUUAAAACUAGGCAGGAACACAAGCCCUGCUUUAAAUAUUCAAAUCGGUGCCUUUUCAUAAACAGUUAUUUAUGAGAAGGCGUUAAGAUCUUUGGUUUGGUUCAGACAAGUAUGUACAGAAAGUCCUAAUUUUUAUAGCGUAAAAUAUGCAAAUAUAAUUGAGUUCUCAGGUUUUUUUUAAUGUAAUCUUGAAAGCCCUAAUUUUUCUGUAUGUGAAAUUCAUUGUUUGCUGUUAUAUCAACAGGUGAUGGAACAGAACACUAUACGUAACUAAAGCGCUGCAUGAUCAUCUACUUGCACAAGCAUUGAGCAGAUUUAUCUUUAUUACAACUUGACUAUUGUAUGUACAUUCCAAUUUAAUUUCUGCAUAUAUUUUUUUUCAUUAAGUUUGGAUCCUAGUUGGUAUGUCAAUGUGAUAUUUAUAGUUGUACAUCUUUUCUUUGAAAUAGCGACUGCAUUGUUCCAGAUACCUAGAACGACCAUUAAACAAAAUCAAUGUUUGUACAGGACACUAUGAGCACAUUCUUUACAGUUAGAACAUCAGUAGACCUCCAACCUCAUCUUUACAUGGUUUAAAGGUGAGAUGCUUCAUUAGAU